Messenger RNA from Arctia plantaginis, 585 nucleotides. NCBI's taxonomy places the organism in Eukaryota, Metazoa, Arthropoda, Insecta, Lepidoptera, Erebidae. The record is from the annotation of a GenBank genome assembly.
AUGGUCAAUUAUUUAUCGUCUUCAUUCGUUUACACGAAGAUUGCGAACUUAAUAUUAUGGUUUUACGCUGAUGUAAGGUAUGGACUUCCAUAUGGUGCAAUCCUCAUUCUAUCAGCUCUACUCAUCCCAGAACCAACAUACUCGGGUCCUGAACUUGUAACUUACUUCCGUGGCCCUCAAGUGUUGGAAGAUGAACUGAAACACCAUAAGAACAGCACAUACAUUGUGUGUUUGUAUGCUGCAUGGCAUCCUGCCUGCGUUAACUUUGCACCGGUGUUUGCUGAACUGUCUGCGAGUUACAGUCUUGAGAACCUGAAGUUUGGGAAGCUGGAUGUGGGGAGAUAUGCUGAAUCAGCUACAAAAUAUAAAGUACUAGAUGGUCCUACGAGCCGACAAUUACCCACGAUGAUUCUCUUCUGCAAUGGAGUUGAGAAAAUGAGAAGACCACAAGCAGAUAACACUGGGAAACUGCAGAAAUUCUUAUUCUCAAAGGAUAAUGUAAAGGCAGCAUUCGACCUGGAUGGAAUUUACCAAGAAUGUAAGGAAAAACUGGCAGCCGCAAAGAGUGUUAAAAAGACCGCUUAG